AAUACUGAUAAUUGGGUUCGAGUUUUAAAAGAGUAUCGAUCUUCAGCUAAUUUGGAUUAUAACAUAACUACGAUUCUUGAUACGAUGCAAUUAGAACAAGAAUUGAUCCAGUUUUUUUUGGGUUUAUGUUGCAAGGAUAAAGAACCUUAUUCUCCAAAAUCUAUUUAUAAUUGUUAUUAUGUAAUUGUUCGUUAUUUGAAAGACAAUUCAUUAAUGCAUCCAUGUUCUAACUUGUUUGAUGAAACUUGUUAUGGUAAAUUAAUAAAAUCAUUAGAUAGUAAAAUCAAAAAGACUCAAGAUCUUAAUUCUCGAUCUGCUGAUAAAUCUGAUUCACUUUCAUUUGAAGAAGUUCGUCAUAUUUUAAAUCAUGAUGAAUUGCGUGAUGAUUCUCCUCAAGCUUUAACUAAAAGAGUUUACUUUUGGCUUUGCUUACUCUGUGGAUUUCGUGGUGAAAAAAAUAAUGCCAGGGGCAUUAAAAAUCUUGAUAAUGCAGGACACAAUUUGUGUGGUAUUUGGUUUGUUGAUAAUUCUCUUGGACGGCACUCUCAUAAAAAUAUGAAUCGUGAAAUUUGUAAAGUCACAGGAAUAUCAAUACACUUAAGGAAAAUCACAAACUAUUCAUUACGCCGUACUGCUAUUCAGAUCCUUACCGAAUUAAAUGUUGCUACCAAUCAUAUAAUGCCUUUUUCAGGACAUCGUACUCUUAAUAGUGUAAUAUCUUACCAAACUUUUACGCCACAAGUAAUGCAUAAUACGGUGUCUUUAAUUAUUCCAGAUUGCAAUUCUUCUGAAUUCAACAAUAAUGAUAAGAAAGAAGAUCACAAUAAAGAAUAUUCUGGUAAUCAGAAAGAAAACCAUGAUAAAGAUUAUGGUAAUAAGGAAGAAAUUCACGAUGAUGGCAAUAAAAAUGAGGAUGCAAAUAAAAAAACUCCAUUACCAUCAAAUGUAGAAUCGAAUUCUCAUAAUUCUAGAAAAAAGUGCAAGGUUCUCAAAACUUCACACGACUGGUCUAAACCUUUUAAAAUUCCAUAUCACACUUCCUCAAAACAAACAAGCCCUGCAUUACAAGAAAGUAAUAAUAAAGAUUGUAACAAGCCUUUAAAUAAUAGUGUAAUGCCCCAAAUUAAUAUUAAUAACUGUAAAAAUAUUAGUGUUGAUAUCACGAUUAAACAUUCUUAA
Molecule: messenger RNA, 1179 nt
Organism: Racocetra persica
Lineage: Eukaryota; Fungi; Glomeromycota; Glomeromycetes; Diversisporales; Gigasporaceae
Source: the annotation of a GenBank genome assembly